AUGGCUGCAACACCUUACAGGUUUCGGUUGUCUUCACAGUGCAGCCACAUAAGGCGUCAUGUGUGUAGACGGUUGAUUACACCACAGUUAUCUGUGAGGACAUGUGCUACGGGAACGGAAUCAUCAAACGGUGCUCGUUUAAUCGAGGUGAUGGAAUCUCCAAUUGAGAAUAUUAAAAUUCUUUCCAUGAACAACGCUCCAGCGAAUGUUCUAUCGUCAGCCAUGAUAAAGGAGAUGCUUAGUUCGAUCAGUGAAGUAUGCAACCCAGAGAAAGGAUGCUGCAAGGGUAUCGUGUUAACAUCGUCUCUCCCUAAUGUGUUUUGUAAUGGACUUGAUCUUCAAUUAUUGAUCGAUAAAUUGCCUUACGAUUCUUUUUCAUCCUACUGGAAGCAACUUCAGAUGCUUUACAUCACUCUCAACACGCUUCCGGUUCCUGUCGUUGCAGCUAUAAACGGAGAUGCUACGGGUUUUGGAUGUAUUAUGGCUCUGUCUACUGAUUAUAGAGUUAUGGCCGAGAAAGCAGAAGAGGGGGGAGGCAAACAAUUAAAAAUUGGUGUUGAUACGGUUCGAUGUGGAUUGGCAGUUCCACCUUGCUUUGGUGCGGUUGUGGCUCACACGGUUGGAUAUCGUGCAUGUGAAAUGUUUCUUCAGCGUGGUGUGAUUCUUUGUGCUGCUGAGGCUGAAAAUGCGGGUCUUGUAGAUGAAACGGUGGAAAGGGCUGAUGAGGUUCUUGUGCGUGCUUUGGAUAUGGCAGAAAACCUGUCCGGAGGACCCCCGUGGUCUUUUUGGUUGGUAAAAGACGCUUCACGCAAGGCGUUUAUGGCCCCCCUUUGUACGCAAGCCCUUCGUGAUGCCGAUUGUGCAAACUUUUACGAGUUUAUCAGCAACACGGAGGUGCGACGUGAUAUGAGAGCGUACAUUGCAGGUAGUGCGUAG
This is a messenger RNA of Trypanosoma brucei brucei TREU927, 936 nucleotides long. Its product is annotated as 3,2-trans-enoyl-CoA isomerase, mitochondrial precursor, putative. The record is from RefSeq and is a predicted model, not a curated record. Gene Ontology annotation, cellular component: mitochondrion. The transcript has a single exon. Gene Ontology annotation, biological process: fatty acid beta-oxidation. Lineage: Eukaryota; Euglenozoa; Kinetoplastea; Trypanosomatida; Trypanosomatidae. Bases 1 to 936 code for a protein of 311 amino acids. Gene Ontology annotation, molecular function: enoyl-CoA hydratase activity.